AUGAAUUUUUUUAACCAACGGGGAAAGUUCUCGAGAAUACUUGUACGCGAUGAUGCGAACCAACCCGCGGGCAGAACCCCGGACGCGUCGUGGUCGGGGUCGAUGCUGCCGCGCAGCCUGACGGUGCGCGGCGAUGCCGGCGCGCGGCACGAGCUGCCGGCGUCGCAUCAGCCGUCCGCGGCGGGCACGGUCGCGUCCCUCGCGCCGCGCGCGCCGGCGCCGUCUCACAAGCUGCUCUCCCUGUCCCACUCGACACGUCAUCAUCGUCCGAGGGCGUCGUCGGGAUCCGACGCGGAGUUCGACGCCGACAAAGACGGCGCCGAGCCGACCGCGAGCACGAGCAUAUGCGCGCAGAUGGCGCACGUUGGCCGCCGGGGCCGCACGCCCAACCUCUAUUGGCUAGCCCCUCACGACGAGCAGCUCCGGCGCCAUCCACGGUUCGUCGCGCUGCCCCCGGUCGAGGACGUCGUCGUCGGGCACGAGUCGUCGUACCGGUACGUGCGGCAGCACACGGAGCUGUGGGACGACCUUCACGCGGGCAGGAUCACCACGGGGUGCCUCACGGCCGCGCUGGGGUUCCAGGAGGACGGCGUGUGCAAGACGCUCGGCAUGGGGCGCGGCAGGGGCGGCGACCACGGACCCUUGCUCGGCGCGUACCGCCGGCUGCGGCUGGGGACGAUGCCGACGCCGUCGGGGAUGAGCCGCGCGGAGGAGGAACGCGCGAACGCGGAGAGGACGCGGGCGUACAACUCAGGGUUGGACGCGCUGGGACCCGCCGCGCCCAUCGACGGAGGGUCCGACGACGACGACGGCGACGACCCGAUCGUCGCGGAGGAUCUCGCCGCGGGGGCAACGACCAGCGGCGGGGUCGAGGGCGGCGGCGACGGAAAUACGCAGAAGAAGAAUAAGAAUAAGAAGAGACGACCUAAGAAACGGCCUAAGGGCGCCGCGCCGAAGCGCGACGCGUCCGCGCUCGUCGGCGACGCCACGCCGUGGGCGGCGGCGAGGGCGAUGCGAUGCAAGAUGGCGGCUCGGCGGGGCGAGGGGGGCGUGCGGAUGGCGUGGGGCAGCGCGCAGGAGGCCGGCACGGUCGCCACGUUGAUGCUCCACCAUCCGGAGUGCGUAUGCGAGGAGGUGGGUCUGUGUUGCGUGGACGUGGAUCGGUGGAGAGACGAGUGGGGUUUGGGCGCGACGUCGGUGCCGCCCAUCGGCGCUUCGCCCGACGCCAUCGUUCGGUUUCCGACGAAGGACUCGGGCUCGGGCCCGGGUUGGGAGCGCCUCGUCGUCGAGGUCAAGAACCACUCGCCGUUCCGCCGCGAUCCGGGUAAGCCCGGGGUGUUCUACGUCAACGACAGGACGCCGUUCGAGACGCCGCCGCCCUAUCACGUGCCGCAGCUGCAGAUGGAGAUGUUGGCCGCGGAUACCAGGGCCGGGUUGCUCUGCAUGCAGUCGGCGACGCGAGGGGUACGGGUGUUUCGGAUCGAACGGGACGACGAGUACUGCGCGGGGAUGUUGAGAACGCUGGGGGCGAUGCAUGAGGAGUACGUGCUGAGGGGACGGGAGCCCCCGGAGCGGAUGUUCUCGGACAGGGACUGGUACUUUGACCUCGUUCGCCGGACGGUCAAAAUCGCGAAGGGCGCGACGCUGUGGGAGGAGAUUCCGUAUCACGCGCGGCUGCCCGGAGAGGCGUACGACGAGCGACCGUUCCUGCCGGCGAGCGGGUGA
This is a messenger RNA of Micromonas commoda, 1725 nucleotides long. RefSeq lists its product as hypothetical. The coding region runs from base 1 to 1725 and encodes 574 amino acids. NCBI's taxonomy places the organism in Eukaryota, Viridiplantae, Chlorophyta, Mamiellophyceae, Mamiellales, Mamiellaceae. The transcript has a single exon. The record is from RefSeq and is a predicted model, not a curated record.